AUGUGGAUCGCUGGGCUAGCUGCGAUAGUGACUUCCCUUGAGCUUGACAUUCGCGACUCUCGCUCUCUCAUAGACGCUGCGGCCACGACGGUUGAGAACAUGUUCAGCAAUUCUACUUCAUUAAACGGCAAAUUCAGUCCUUUGCUCACAGGACACAAACAGCCCGACGAAGACAUGCUCACAUUCGACGAAGGCAUGCUCUAUUUAACUCUGAUACAAUUCUGGAAUGCGACCGAAAUCGCAUCAUACAACUCCCUCAUAAACAAGCGCUUGAGGAAGCCACUCAAUGAUAGUGAUGCUCCGAUAACCCUGGAAAGAACUCAAAACCAAGCGCUGGGUGCCUGGGGUCUGGCAUCCAUCACAGCCGCAGAGAUGAACUACCCCGAGCUAGACGAUAAGUCUUCAUGGCUGCAGGUUGCUUCCCAUAUCUUAUCAGUUUUGACUAGUCAGACUUGGGAUGUUAGCACCUGCCGUGGUGGCCUUCGUAUGGAUUGGGAAUGGUUUCCGAAAGAUGCCCUAUCGAACGGACUUUUCUUCCAGCUUGCUGCGCGACUAGCACAUGCCACCAGCGGGGAUGAGAGUAGAGAUUAUGCUAGAUGGGCAAAUGAGGUAUGGGAAUGGAGUGUCAUAAGCCAGAUUCUGGAUGAAAAGAACUGGUCUGUUAUCAUGUCGGUCACCAACAGCACGGAAGGAGGCGCCUGUUCGCCUUAUAAUCUCCGGGAGUGGAGUUACGCUUAUGGAUUAUACCUAAAUGGUGCGGCGUACAUGUAUAAAGCAACAAACGGAUUAUCAUGGAAAGAGAGAGCAAAUGGAUUGCUUCAGAGCACAAUGGAAAGAUUUUUCAUCGACAAUAUCAUGACCGAGUUCGGCCCACGUGGCUCCUUUGGAACUAACGAAACAAUAAUCAACAACAUGAAGGGCAUGGUAGGGCUACUUUCGGCAUCGCUCGUCACUGUCGCCAAUCUGCUGCCGGAAACCGCUGAACAAAUCGUGCCACGUCUCAGGGCAACCGCGGUUGCUGCUGCAAAGCAGUGUAGCGGGUCAGCCAACGGGACAGUAUGCGGAUCGGAAUGGACCAAGCCUACAUACGACGGUAACCCCGGCCUGGGAAGCUCUAUGAGCGCGGCCAAUCUCUUCGUAUCCAUUCUGAUGCUCCCGGAAGGCCAGGAGAAGAAAUUGUCAGACGGGGAGAUUGCAGGCAUUGCAGUAGGAUCAGGGGCUGGCGUUGCUAUAAUCGCUACAGCCAUUUUUCUCCUCGUGCGACGACGGGGAAAAGGCAAGAAAGGAGUUGUGUCUGAUUCGGAGUACUCACCAUGUCACUCUGAUCGAAGCGAGGAUGUCUCGGGGGUCACGGAGGAUACGUCGGAGCUGCCUGCAAGUAAGGAUGGCGGUACGUCGGUACUCCGGCAUGAACUGGACAGCAAUAACAGAGCCACUGAGUGA
This is a messenger RNA of Aspergillus melleus, 1443 nucleotides long. RefSeq lists its product as uncharacterized. The transcript is spliced from 3 exons. Gene Ontology annotation, molecular function: mannan endo-1,6-alpha-mannosidase activity. Gene Ontology annotation, biological process: fungal-type cell wall biogenesis; carbohydrate catabolic process. The record is from RefSeq and is a predicted model, not a curated record. NCBI's taxonomy places the organism in Eukaryota, Fungi, Ascomycota, Eurotiomycetes, Eurotiales, Aspergillaceae. Bases 1 to 1443 code for a protein of 480 amino acids.